AUGUUAUCAUCUAUGUUGGCUAAGCCAGUGGAUGUGGCUUGGGGAUCGACAGCUAACGGAUUCGUGUCAGAUGACUUCGAUUGGCUUACUUUGGGGAGAGUAGGCGAAGAUGCUGGAGACGAAGAGUUCGGUUGGAUAGAAAAGCUUGAAAAGCCAGAUAUCGGUCUGGAAGCCGGAUCAAUGAUGAAGCCAGGACAACGGGAAAUUUUAGCCUAUAAAAGGUAUUAG
Protopolystoma xenopodis is the source of this 228-nucleotide messenger RNA. The record is from the annotation of a GenBank genome assembly. NCBI's taxonomy places the organism in Eukaryota, Metazoa, Platyhelminthes, Monogenea, Polystomatidea, Polystomatidae.